Molecule: messenger RNA, 3031 nt
Organism: Elaeis guineensis (African oil palm)
Lineage: Eukaryota; Viridiplantae; Streptophyta; Magnoliopsida; Arecales; Arecaceae
Product: U-box domain-containing protein 35
Biological process (GO): protein phosphorylation; protein ubiquitination
Molecular function (GO): protein kinase activity; ubiquitin-protein transferase activity; ATP binding
Source: RefSeq, a predicted model, not a curated record
CCGCGACGUUCUUCUUGAGCUGCCUCCUGCGAGAGAGAGUUCUACGUCGCCUCUCUUUCUCUCGAGGCUCUCUGUCGAGGUCGGUUUUGUUGACCUUUUACGUCGAUUUUCUUUGAAAGCCGAACGGCCGCGAAGGGAUUCGAGUAAAGACCAAAUCUUAAGCAUCAAACUUUGUGGAAAUAAGAAAGCAAGAAAACAGAGGUUCAAGAAAUGGAUGAAGUAGAUGAGUUGUCUCCUUCAGUGUUAACUAUUGCGGUGGCAGUCAAUGGGAGUAAAAACAGCAAAUAUGCACUUGCAUGGGCUUUGGAGAAAUUUGUUCCUAAAAGGAGAGUUUCAUUUCGGCUUCUAUAUGUCCGCCAGAAGAUUACAUCGGUCCCAACACCAUUUGGAAACUAUCUUCCUAUUGAUGAUGUGCGGGAUGAUGUUGCCCUUGCAUACAAGAAAGAGAUAAAAUGGCAAACUGAAGUGUUGCUUCUUCCUUACAAGAAAAUGUGUGCUCAAAGACAGGUGGAAGCAAAAGUUGUAGUGAUAGAAGCAGAGGAUGUAGCUAAUGCAAUAUCAAAAGAGGUCGCAAGAUGCUCAAUCAGCAAGCUCGUAAUAGGUGCUUCUUCUGGAAAUCCCCUUAUCAGGAAAUUUAAAGGUGGGAAAUUGUCCUCCAGAAUCUCCAGAUGCAUUUCAAGCUUGUGUAUGGUGUAUAUUAUUUCAAAUGGGAAAUUGUCAUUUGUUCAUUCAUCUACAUCUGGAAUCGAUGAGAUAUCAUUUACAUCAGAGAAAGAUGAAAGCAUUAAAAAUGAAAGUGAUUCAAGUACUGUUUUUAGCAGUAUUUCAGGCAAUUCUUCCAGUACAGACUCAGAAUUUACAGAUAUAGAUGGAGAAGCAAAUUUCUAUCCUCCUAAUGCUUUUACACGACCAAUCCAGCGAAACCUAGACCUUUCUUCUGGAGAGCUUAAGAGAUCCACUUCUGCUGACAUUGUUCUUACUAAAGCUGGAGCUGCUGGCACUCAUCUCACUAGGUUUCUAUCUUUGGAUACUGAUGAGGAUGCCAUGAGUUACAGUUCCAAUGGAUCAGAAAUGCAGUGCAGUGAUAUCACUAUGUCUGGUAGCAAAACCUCCCAGACAGAUCAGUCACAAAAUUCUGACCAAUGCUCAACAUCAGAGAAUCCAAGGAAAUCUUCAGUUUCAGGGAGCAAGGUCAAUAUCGAUUGUGAGCUUGAACGGCUGAGAAUUGAUCUCCAGCAACUUCAGGGAAUGUAUGAGUUUGCUCGGAAUGAAUCAGUUAACACUUCCCAUCAGAUAAAUGAACUGAGUGCACGCUGCAAAGAGGAAGCAGUUAAACUUGAAGAGAUAAGGACCAGAGCAAAGAAGGCUGAAGAAGUGGCUCAACAGGAGAAGAAGAGACGAGAAGCAGCAGAAAGGGAGGCUGAAUAUGCAAGAGAAUGUGCUGAAAAAGAAGCUUUGCAGAGAAAAGAUGUAGAGAAGAUUAUUGCUCGCGAAGCUGAUGAGAAGAAGAGGAUGGAAAAGGCCCUUUCAUGUAAUGGUGUACAAUUCAGGAAUUAUACAUGGGAAGAGAUAGAAUCUGCUACCUCAUCAUUCUCUGAUCAUUUUAAGAUUGGACUUGGAGCGAAUGGAACUGUUUACAAGGGUAGCCUCCAUCAUACAAGUGUUGCAGUGAAAAUUCUUCACUCCAAUGACAGUCAUAGAACCAAGCAAUUCAAGCGAGAGCUUGAAGUUUUGGGUAGACUUCGUCAUCCUCACUUGCUGCUUCUGCUCGGUGCCUGUCCUGAUAGGCGUUGCCUGGUUUAUGAAUACAUGGAAAAUGGUAGCCUUGCAGACAGGUUACAAUGCAAAGAUGGUGCGGCCCCACUUCCAUGGUUCUACCGUUAUAGAAUAGCUUGGGAAAUUGCCUCAGCUCUUGUGUUCCUGCACAACUCAAAACCAGGACCUAUUAUUCACCGGGAUCUUAAGCCCGAAAACAUCUUGCUUGAUCGUAACUUCGUAAGCAAGAUUGGUGAUGUAGGUCUUUCCACAAUACUUCCUUCCGUGGAUUAUUCUGUGCAUACAUUGUGCAAGGACAGUGCUCCUGUUGGUACAUUCUUCUACAUAGACCCUGAGUACCAGAGAACUGGUUUGGUCUCACCACAGUCAGAUACCUAUGCCUUGGGGAUGGUAAUUCUGGGGUUGUUGACUGCAAAAUCACCCAUGGGGCUGGCUCACAUUGUGGAAAAAGCACUGCAAGACAGCUGCUUGAUGGAUGUUCUGGAUUCUCGAGCAGGACAGUGGCCUCCAGAGGAGACCCAGGAGCUGGCUUUCCUUGGCCUGAGUUGUUUGGAGCUGAGACGAAAGGACAGGCCUGACUUGAAGGAUCGGGUUCUUCCAUGGCUUGAGAGACUAAAAGAUUUUGCCAACAAGGCCCACGACUUGGCGCAGCAAGCCACAUCUAUUCCUCCAAGUUAUUUCAUCUGUCCACUAGUAAAGAGGGUGAUGGAUGAUCCUUGCAUUGCUUCUGAUGGGUAUACAUACAGCCGAAAUGCGAUUGAGACAUGGCUCAGAACAAAUGGCAAGUCUCCAAUGACAAAUUUACUACUGCCCAAUAAAGAUCUGAUACCUAAUCAGUCCCUUCUUUCUGCUAUUAACGACUGGAAGUCUAGAACUCAAUGAACCGCAAAGCUGUGUCCAGAAAGUCAUUGCUAUGGUUCACCUAAUCAGGAGAACUUUAGUAGAGAUCCUACAAGCCUGUUUCAGCAUCACUGCAAGAUCAUUGACAAGGUCCAAUUGCAAAUGGUAUAUGUACAACUGACACAAUGAAACAAGUUGAGCAUGGUAGAAUUGAAGGGUUCAAAGUAGUGCAAUAUCUGAUAUAUGCCAAACAAAAUUUUAUUCUGUGGAACAGCUCGGAGUAAUGAAAUAAAAAAGUGGCUUAGGGGGAGGGUCACAGUGUUAUUAAUUCUUGUGGAUCCAGCUGAACUUUUUCCAUGUUCUCUUUGUAAUACAGGAUUUGGACAGUGAUAUGGGUGUAGAAUUCUCUUUUAAA